AUGCUGCGCCCUCCGUGGUGUGAUGUGCCGCCAUGUGCGAGGCCACUCCCCGCCAUGUGCGCGGCCACUCCCCGCCAUGUGCGCGGCCACUCCCCGCCAUGUGCGAGGCCACUCCCCGCCAUGGCUCACUGCGCCUCGCUGCUUGUUCCCCUCCACCUCUGUUACCCCUCUCCAACGUGGGAAUCCGCUUCUGCAACCUCACCCGCGCCCACCUCCCGCAUCCCCCGUUGCGCCCGUCCCCCGCCAGACGCAUCUCGCGCCGUGCAGUCGGCGUUGGCGGACGGCCUCACGCGCAUCGAAGUCGACUUCCCCCCACUGCCGAGUGGAAAGGCCGGCUACGAGGGGUCAUCGGAGGAGUACAUAGAGGCCAACAUCCAGCUCGCCCUCGCUCUCGUGCGCAGGCUGCACGGCGCCACCGCCACCACCGCCAAGAUCGUGCUUCCCGACGGGCCCGAGAAGCGCCGCUGCUCCCGCCGCUUCAAAGCUGCUCUGGACAUGACGGACGGGGUGUCGCUGGGGUGUUUGGAGGACGACCCCGUGGCAGCACCGGGGCAGGCGGGCGCGCCGCAACCAGGCAGCGCGGGGGGGGGCGGAGGGGGCGGCUUCUUCUCGGCGCUGAAGAACGCGCUGGACCUUGACUUCGGGGGGCAGGAGACCGGCGAGUGGGCGGCAGCAACGCCGUCGGAUCUGUACAUCAUCGCCAACGCCAGCUGCCAGGAGCUGCCCGCCGUUCAGGCCUACCUCGAGAAGCUCCCCCCCGCCACACCGGUGCUGCUCUUCAACCUGGAGCUCGACACGCUCAGGGCGGACCUGGGGCUGCUGGGCUUCCCCCCCAAGGACCUGCACUACCGCUUCCUCUCCACCUUCCGCCCCGUCUUCUACCUGCGCCCGCGCGACUACUCUAAGAGUGUGGCCGUGUCGCCAUUCAUCCUCAACUACAGCGGGGCGCUCUUCAGAAUGUACCCAGCGCCAUGGCAGGUGAUGGUGAAGCAGGAGGGCACGGGGUCGUACGUCUGUGUGGCGGAGGGGCCACAGCGCUUCCAACUCGGACAGGUGAAGGAGGAGCUGCAGCGUGCGCUGGGGCUGGGCGAGGAGGACGGCUCCACCAUGCAGUUCCUGCGCCGCGGCUACAAGACCAACACGUGGUGGGAAGAGCAGUCAGAGCAAGAGCAGUCAACGGAAUGGAGAAGCUGA
Molecule: messenger RNA, 1194 nt
Organism: Closterium sp. Naga37s-1
Lineage: Eukaryota; Viridiplantae; Streptophyta; Zygnematophyceae; Desmidiales; Closteriaceae
Source: the annotation of a GenBank genome assembly